AUGUCGCAGCCCGUUAUCACUGUUCUUAUGGAUGAAGCAGCAUUGUACACUAACAUUUUCCAUCAGACCCGGUUGGCUGGACUCCUUGACAGUCUACGGGGUGUGCCUGCGUCCACUGAAUGGUACGUGGCUUACGAGCUGGACAACACCAACGAUUUGCCGCAAUCCUUGUAUAUGCAAAUGCAUGCACUAUCCAACGGCUUGGAAAACACUCUCACUUCUGAUGAGUACCCAGAUGGCAAAGCUAUUCGCCAGCGCUCAAGAACGUCGCGUGCCAUCGUCAACGUCCAAAUCCUGCCCAUCCCAGUCCAUCAAUUGGAGUUAUGGAACACCGAUCUCUGUAACGUCUACACGCUCUCGAUACAACUGUCCCUCCUGGCCCAAAAACUGCCGUAG
This is a messenger RNA of Aureobasidium melanogenum CBS 110374, 396 nucleotides long. RefSeq lists its product as uncharacterized. The record is from RefSeq and is a predicted model, not a curated record. NCBI's taxonomy places the organism in Eukaryota, Fungi, Ascomycota, Dothideomycetes, Dothideales, Saccotheciaceae. The transcript has 2 exons. The coding region runs from base 1 to 396 and encodes 131 amino acids.